Necator americanus (New World hookworm) is the source of this 849-nucleotide messenger RNA. RefSeq lists its product as uncharacterized. Lineage: Eukaryota; Metazoa; Nematoda; Chromadorea; Rhabditida; Ancylostomatidae. Bases 1 to 849 code for a protein of 282 amino acids. The transcript has a single exon. The record is from RefSeq and is a predicted model, not a curated record.
AUGUGGCAAGGGCCAACCCUUUUAACAACUGAAGAGCAGCGCAAGCGGAAGAUGAGGACUCUUAAACUUCAGCUCGACUACGUUCUGGCAAGGAACAUUUAUCAGUCAGAUACCCGAAAAUCUAGAGCUGUUUGGGACGUCGCAUUCGACUCCGACCACCAUCCAGUUCUUCUCAGCUUCAACAAGAGAAACCGAGGAGUUCCCCUCCAACCAAAAAUAGACAUAGCAGGUCUGAAAGACGAAGAAUGCAGAACGAAAUUCCGCCAACGUGUGUCCAUUCAUGUUGGGGUACGGACAAGGAAGAAUCUCAGCGAUGCGGAUUGCUUCACAAAGUGCAUCCAGGACGCUGCAAGGGAAAGGCUCCCGGCUCUAUUGCCGUGGAAGAAGCUUGUCUUUGCAUCUGCGGAAACAAAUCCUACGUACAAUUCUGUAUGUGUCGUGCGCAGCGCUGGUGACUUCAACCAAGAAAAGCGUCUUAGAAGGAAGCUGCGCCGUCAACUGCAACAAGACCGCGAUAACGGGUGGACGUCAAGAGCGAUGGAGUUUGAGAAGGCGUGGGAGGAUAGGAAUCCGCGGAAAGCCUAUGCUCUACUAAAACAGUGUAGCGGCAAAAUGAAAAUAUGUCCUGUAAUAUAUCCUGUCCUCAACACUGCCAAUGGAGUAGCUGUCGGUGAAGCAACCUUUCCAAUUUGGAGAGAACACUUCAAGACCUUGCUGAACUGGCUAGUACCGUCAGCUCCUGAACUCGAACACGUUCAUAGGCCGACAUAUGCGGUUAACAAGGAACCACCGACCAAGUCGGAGAUUUUAGUCCGUAGUCAAAAAAAUGAAGAAUGGAAAAUCUGGUAG